AUGGCCAAACGCACCUUCUCUAACUUGGAGACAUUCCUGAUUUUCCUCCUUGUAAUGAUGAGUGCCAUCACAGUGGCCCUUCUCAGCCUCUUGUUUAUCACCAGUGGGACCACCGAAAAUCACAAAGAUUUAGGAGGCCAUUUUUUGUCAACCACCCAAAGCCCUCCAGCCACCCAGGGCUCCACAGCCACCCAGGGCUCCACAGCCACCCAGAGCUCCACAGCCACCCGGCACUCCACAGCCACCCAGAGCUCCAUAGCCACUCAAACUUCUCCAGUGACUUCAACCCCAGAGCCUCCUCUAUUUCAGAACUUCAGUGGCUACCAUAUUGGUGUUGGACGAGCUGACUGCACAGGACAAGUAGCAGAUAUCAAUUUGAUGGGCUACGGCAAAUCCGGCCAGAAUGCACAGGGUAUCCUCACCAGGCUAUACAGUCGUGCUUUCAUCAUGGCAGAACCUGAUGGGUCCAGUCGAACAGUGUUUGUCAGCAUCGACAUAGGCAUGGUAUCCCAAAGGCUCAGGCUGGAGGUCCUGAACAGACUGCAGAGUAAAUAUGGCUCCCUGUACAGAAGAGAUAAUGUCAUCCUGAGUGGCACUCACACUCAUUCAGGUCCUGCAGGAUAUUUCCAGUAUACUGUGUUUGUAAUUGCCAGUGAAGGAUUUAGCAAUCGAACUUUUCAGCACAUGGUCACUGGUAUCUUGAAGAGCAUCGACAUAGCACACACAAAUAUGAAACCAGGCAAAAUCUUCAUCAAUAAAGGAAAUGUGGAUGGUGUGCAGAUCAACAGAAGUCCCUAUUCUUACCUUCAAAAUCCGCAGUCAGAGAGAGCAAGGUAUUCUUCAAAUACAGACAAGGAAAUGAUAGUCUUGAAAAUGGUAGAUUUGAAUGGAGAUGACUUGGGCCUUAUCAGCUGGUUUGCCAUCCAUCCGGUCAGCAUGAACAACAGUAACCAUCUUGUAAACAGUGACAAUGUGGGCUAUGCAUCUUACCUGCUUGAGCAAGAGAAGAACAAAGGAUAUCUACCUGGACAGGGGCCAUUUGUGGCAGCCUUUGCUUCAUCAAACCUAGGAGAUGUGUCCCCCAACAUUCUCGGCCCACGUUGCAUCAACACGGGAGAGUCCUGUGAUAACGCCAAUAGCACUUGUCCCAUUGGUGGGCCUAGCAUGUGCAUUGCUAAGGGACCUGGACAGGAUAUGUUUGACAGCACACAAAUUAUAGGACGGGCCAUGUAUCAGAGAGCAAAGGAACUGUAUGCCUCUGCCUCCCAGGAGGUAACGGGACCACUGGCUUCAGCACACCAGUGGGUGGAUAUGACAAAUGUGACCGUCUGGCUCAAUUCCACACAUGCAGCAAAAACAUGUAAACCAGCACUGGGCUACAGUUUUGCAGCUGGCACUAUUGAUGGAGUUGGAGGCCUCAAUUUUACACAGGGGAAAAAAGAAGGGGAUCCAUUUUGGGACACCAUUCGGGACCAGAUCCUGGGAAAGCCAUCUGAAGAAAUUAAAGAAUGUCAUAAACCAAAGCCCAUCCUUCUUCACACUGGAGAACUAUCAAAACCUCAUCCUUGGCAUCCAGACAUUGUUGAUGUUCAGAUUAUUACCCUUGGGUCCUUGGCCAUAACUGCCAUCCCCGGGGAGUUUACGACCAUGUCUGGACGAAGACUUCGAGAGGCAGUUCAGGCAGAAUUUGCAUCUCAUGGGAUGCAGAACAUGACUGUUGCUAUUUCAGGUCUAUGCAAUGUCUAUACACAUUACAUUACCACUUAUGAGGAAUACCAGGCUCAGCGAUAUGAGGCAGCAUCGACAAUUUAUGGACCACACACAUUAUCUGCUUACAUUCAGCUCUUCAGAAACCUUGCUAAGGCUAUUGCUACGGACACGGUAGCCAACCUGAGCAGAGGUCCAGAACCUCCCUUUUUCAAACAAUUAAUAGUUCCAUUAAUUCCUAAUAUUGUGGAUAGAGCACCAAAAGGCAGAACUUUUGGGGAUGUCCUGCAGCCAGCAAAACCUGAAUACAGAGUGGGAGAAGUUGCUGAAGUUAUAUUUGUAGGUGCUAACCCGAAGAAUUCAGUACAAAACCAGACCCAUCAGACCUUCCUCACUGUGGAGAAAUAUGAGGCUACUUCAACAUCGUGGCAGAUAGUGUAUAAUGAUGCCUCCUGGGAGACUCGUUUUUAUUGGCACAAGGGACUCCUGGGUCUGAGUAAUGCAACAGUGGAAUGGCAUAUUCCAGACACUGCCCAGCCUGGAAUCUACAGAGUAAGAUAUUUUGGACACAAUCGGAAGCAGGACAUUUUGAAGCCUGCUGUCAUACUUUCAUUUGAAGGCACUUCCCCGUCUUUUGAAGUUGUAACUACUUAGUGA
Molecule: messenger RNA, 2364 nt
Organism: Nomascus leucogenys (northern white-cheeked gibbon)
Lineage: Eukaryota; Metazoa; Chordata; Mammalia; Primates; Hylobatidae
Gene: ASAH2
Product: N-acylsphingosine amidohydrolase 2
Biological process (GO): sphingosine biosynthetic process; long-chain fatty acid biosynthetic process; ceramide catabolic process
Cellular component (GO): extracellular region
Molecular function (GO): N-acylsphingosine amidohydrolase activity
Source: RefSeq, a predicted model, not a curated record